This is a messenger RNA of Protopolystoma xenopodis, 243 nucleotides long. Lineage: Eukaryota; Metazoa; Platyhelminthes; Monogenea; Polystomatidea; Polystomatidae. The record is from the annotation of a GenBank genome assembly.
AUGACUUCAAGUUGUGGGGCUAUUGACAACGUGGAAUUCGCGAUUCACGUACCUGACGCCGAGCACACCUUUCCAACCUCUGGCUUACCCACAUCUAAUCAAUGGAAUCAAGAAAAUUGGUGUAAAUGCAAACCUUCCGAUUCAAACACCAGUACUAACAAUGCCUGUUGUCAUACGUCUACUUGUGCCGAAGGAUCCAAGACGACUAUAGAACAUUGUUUUCACGAUUAUGCUCAAGAGUAA